Monomorium pharaonis (pharaoh ant) is the source of this 1792-nucleotide messenger RNA. It is a transcript of the gene Dnz1, whose product is annotated as palmitoyltransferase ZDHHC3. Gene Ontology annotation, biological process: protein targeting to membrane; peptidyl-L-cysteine S-palmitoylation. Gene Ontology annotation, cellular component: Golgi apparatus; endoplasmic reticulum. NCBI's taxonomy places the organism in Eukaryota, Metazoa, Arthropoda, Insecta, Hymenoptera, Formicidae. The coding region runs from base 330 to 1166 and encodes 278 amino acids. The record is from RefSeq and is a predicted model, not a curated record. Gene Ontology annotation, molecular function: protein-cysteine S-palmitoyltransferase activity. The transcript has 4 exons.
ACGUCUGUUCUUUUCAGCUGAGAAUUCUGCUUCUGCAUCGGUCACCAUUUGACAGGUCCACCUUCACUGACUCCGUUUCCCGAUUUCACUUUUCAAGCCACCUUUCCGUCAGACUUUCAUCGUCAGUUCGAAUCAACGCGACGGUGUCGCACGGAUUAUGCGUUAGUUCGUCGAUCGACAUCCCGUGGAUACGUACCUGCUACUUGGAACCUCAACCUCCGAAUGACUUAACAAUGCGACCGUCUCGAAAGCAGAUGACAUGACAUUAAUGCGCACAGUGAUGAGGAACUGCGAUAUUAAUCGCCGCGUGCCGUCAGCGAAAGCAAAAAAUGUUUGUCAGGGAUCCCUGUGGCAUCGUAUGCAUCAUCGUUACCUAUGUGGCGGUGUUCUACGCUGACUACGUCGUGGUACGAUGGAUCGUGUUGCACACUAUGCAAGACAGCUUAUGGUGCCCCUUCCAUAUAAUAGCAUUUAACACUGUUGUACUUCUUCUGAUGAUGGCACAUUUGAAAGCUGUCUGCAGUGAUCCAGGCAUAGUACCCUUACCACAAAGUAGAAUGGACUUCUCUGACAUCCAUGUCUCUGGGGGAAACGACGACCACGAGGGGGAUGAUGAGAAGGACGAUUGGACAGUGUGCACUAGGUGCGAAACAUAUAGACCUCCUAGAGCACACCAUUGCAGAAUUUGUAAACGUUGUAUUAGAAGAAUGGAUCAUCAUUGUCCAUGGAUCAACAACUGUGUUGGCGAGAGGAAUCAAAAGUACUUCAUACAGUUUCUGGUAUACGUUGGUGCAUUAGCCAUCUAUGCUAUUAUUUUAGUUAUUACAUCCUGGAUCUAUGACUGCCCGCAAUGCAAUAAUGACAUUGCAGUCAAACAAAAUCGCAUUUUACAUUGUGUGAUAUUAGUUUUGGAGUCGGCAUUAUUCGGUAUGUUCGUCAUAGCGAUUCUAGUUGAUCAGUUUCAAGCGAUCUUAGGCGACGAAACUGCCGUGGAACGCGUGCAAGGUAUACAACAGCGCUAUCACAAUAAGAAUACACCACGAACUUUCACGCUUUUGUCUCAAGUAUGUGGAAAGAGCCAUCCAAUAUUUUGGCUACUACCUUGCCACAAUCCACCGCGUUACUCUUUCAGAAAGGACGCAUAUUUAAUCGAUCACGAAGUUUGAGAUUAUAUAAAAAACGAGUGUAUUAUGUGUCUGCACACGCGUGGUAUUUCAUUUUUUGUAUUAUUUUUUUUACGUAACAGUAUAUACAUAUUAGAGUAAUUGAUUCUUUGGAUUAGAAUCUUAAUACAUCUUUGUACGAAUUAUUGACAUAACAUAGAUUUGAGACUUGUAGCUAUAACGUUUCUACAGCGUGGAAAUAAUAUAUAUAUAUAUAUAUAUAUAUAUAUAUAUAUAUAUACACAUACACACACAUAUGUAUAAACAUUCAUAUAAAGACAAUUAAUAUAUAUUAUGGAUAUAUUAAUCAUUUGUAUACAUAAAUAUAUAUUUAUUUAAAUUGAAAAUAAAUAGCUUUAGUAUAUGUUAUUACUUAUGUUGAAACAUAUGUGAUAACAGAAUAUACAUAAAAAUGUAAUCGACAUUAUGUUAAUAAACUCAUUUUUUAUUCUUUUAAAGUAAAAUAUAUAAGGCUAAGUGAUAUUUCAAGAGUGAUACAAUUAAAUAAUAAUUCUUUAAUUUAAGAUAAUUAUCGCUAGGAACUGUGUCCUCGCCUAAUGAAUUUAUUCGCUGCAAGGAUUGUAUUGUAGUAUUCUAGAAAAUAAAAUUGUUAAUAUAAUUUCAAGAAA